This is a messenger RNA of Brassicogethes aeneus, 1164 nucleotides long. The record is from the annotation of a GenBank genome assembly. Lineage: Eukaryota; Metazoa; Arthropoda; Insecta; Coleoptera; Nitidulidae.
AUGCUGUGUCCUAAAUGUAAAGGAAAUAUUGGUAAAAGUGGCUAUAAACUUAAAUGUGCCGGUGAAUGUGAAUCAUGGUUCCAUGAUGUAUGCACUGGAUUAACAAAAGAAGAAAUUAGUAAACUAAAUACAAAAGGAACAAACUGGAAAUGUACCUCGUGCAAGAAUGAGGUUAUGUCAAGUAGCGAAGAAGAAGAGGAGGAAAACAAUUCUCAAAUAACCUUAAAAGAUAUCAUGAAACAACUUAUAUCUAUGGAACAAAAUAUACUCAAAAGAUUGGAGAUGCAAGAAAUACAAACGGUAAAGUUAAAUAAAGAAGUGGAGGAAAUAAAAAAAGAAAAUGCAACCAUCAAAAACCAAAUUGAACAAAUCACAAUAAAUAUAUAUAAACAAGACCAAGAAUCUAUUUCCACAUAUGCAAGUGUUACCCAAAAAGGUCUAACGUUAAGUGAAUCCCUUGGAAAACACAUUGGAAGUUGUGAAAAUUGUGAAACAGACAAAGUUAAUAACGGCGAACGUAACUUAACCUCUCAAAACUUAGUUGAGGUAGGUCUAAAGCAUGAAUUAGAAAUAGUUAAAAUGGAUCUACAACAUACCAAAAGACUGGUAACUGAAUUGGAAAGAACAAUUGAUUAUCAAACGGAAAUUAUUGGCCUAUUAAAGAAUUCGCAACCCAAACAAAAUAUAUGCGACGUUGCCAAUGUGAACACGGUCCCACAAAAAAAGGGAAAAAACAAGAAGAAUGAAAAUAUAACAGCAAUAGACGAAAAAGAAAAUAAAAAAAUCCAAGAAAACACCACCUGUGUAAUAGAAAAAAUCAAAGAAACUCCAAAGGCUCUUAAAACAAUUGGCAAUAACAUUGAUCAACAUCAAAGUUUUGCUGCAGCAGUUAAAAAAGCCUGGCUUUGUAUAAGCAAGAUCAAAAUAGGAACUCAAGCUGGAGAAAUACAAAAUUAUUUAAAGAAUAAAUUUCCAAGUAAAGAAUUUACCGUUGAAGAACUUCCAAGACGUAAAGAAGCUACAAGCAUGUCCUUUAAAUUGGGAGCGGAUAUGGAAUUAUUAGAAGAGCUUCAUAAACCAGAAACCUGGCCAAAUGGAAUCUAUAUAAAGAGAUUUUACUUUUUUCGACCAAACAAUGCUAAGUUCGGAGCAGAAACAAAUUAA